AUAUUGACAAAAGAAUAAAGAGUUACAAAUCCUGUCAGAAGGAUCGAAACGGAUUAAAAGUGAGUAUGUCCGACGACAUACUUUCGAAAUGUUUAACCAGAAGAGACUGGAUAGAUAACAAGUAUACUAAAUCCGAAGCAAUACCAGAAAUGUCACAGAGACUAAACGCAGAGACUUCCAACAAAACGGGGCCAACGAUAGAAUAUGAAGCUAAGAAAGAUGAGAAAAAUGAAAACGAUGAAAUUGUACAUCGCCCUUCACGAAAAAUAAGUGAAGCUAAAGUUGUCUUCGAAGAUGAACGUUCUGACAAAAAUCAAAAUAAUUUAAAAAGCGAUAGAAUUAUUAAGAACAUUGUUCAAAAAGUUGAUUACCAAUGCGAUAAAUCGAGCAAAAAAAAUGAUAAAAAAGGAAGCGAUUCAUCGGAAAGAGAAAUCAAAUGCCACAGUUACGAUUGCUUAAAUACAAGUGAUCCUAAAAUCACUAAAAGGCAUGAUUUACAUUCUGCAGGAAAUAAAAGAAAGGGAGCAAUAUCCUUAUCCACCGAUAAAGGAGCACAAGCUUGCUUUUCAAAUGAUUCUAUAGAUGAUUUUCUUUCAGAAAGAGGCAUGAUGUUUCUUGGGGGUGAUGAUAUUUCAAAGUAUACAUUUUCUUAUACAUCCAAUCAACCUAAGCCUACAUCGUCAUCAGAAGUAUCGAGCAAGACGUCGAAAAAUAAUCUUGUUAAGAAUAUGUUGACAAUGUUGCAUAAACGUUCUAAACACGGUAUAUCAUCAGAUCCAGGAAUAUCGAUGACGGACAACAUAGAUAUUGAAUUAUUACACAUGUCACAUGCUUCUGUAUUCACUUCGAGUAACGAAUCCGAAUGUAUCAAAGAAUUGACGAAACAGCACGACUCAAGAACUUCAUUGUAA
This is a messenger RNA of Papilio machaon (common yellow swallowtail), 911 nucleotides long. RefSeq lists its product as uncharacterized. The record is from RefSeq and is a predicted model, not a curated record. The transcript has a single exon. Lineage: Eukaryota; Metazoa; Arthropoda; Insecta; Lepidoptera; Papilionidae. The coding region runs from base 66 to 911 and encodes 281 amino acids.